AUGUUUAUUCGUUUCAAGGCCUGUGAAGUGGUCGGUCAGAUCAACAGUCAGGGUAACAGUCAGAUCAACAGUCAGAUCAACAGUCAGGGUAACAGUCAGAUCAACAGUCAGAUCAACAGUCAGGGUAACAAUCAGAUCAACAGUCAGGGUAACAGUCAGAUCAACAGUCAGGGUAACAGUCAGAUCAACAGUCAGGGUAACAGUCAGAUCAACAGUCAGGGUAACAGUCAGAUCAACAGUCAGGGUAACAGUCAGAUCAACAGUCAGAUUAACAGUCAGGGUAACAGUCAGGGUAACAGUCAGAUCAACAGUCAGGGUAACAGUCAGAUCAACAGUAACAGUCAGAUCAACAGUCAGAUCAACAGUCAGAUCAACAGUCAGGGUAACAGUCAGAUCAACAGUCAGAUCAACAGUCAGGGUAACAGUCAGAUCAACAGUCAGAUCAACAGUCAGGGUAACAGUCAGGGUAACAGUCAGAUCAACAGUCAGGGUAACAGUCAGAUCAACAGUCAGAUCAACAGUCAGGGUAACAGUCAGGGUAACAGUCAGAUCAACAGUCAGGGUAACAGUCAGAUCAACAGUCAGGGUAACAGUCAGAUCAACAGUCAGAUCAACAGUCAGAUCAACAGUCAGAUCAACAGUCAGGGUAACAGUCAGAUCAACAGUCAGAUCAACAGUCAGGGUAACAGUCAGAUCAACAGACAGAUCAACAGUCAGAUCAACAGUCAGAUCAACAGUCAGGGUAACAGUCAGAUCAAAAGUCAGAUCAACAGUCAGGGUAACAGUCAGAUCAACAGUCAGAUCAACAGUCAGAUCAACAGUCAGGGUAACAGUCAGAUCAACAGUCAGAUCAACAGUCAGGGUAACAGUCAGAUCAACAGUCAGGGUAACAGCCAGAUCAACAGUCAGAUCAACAGUCAGAUCAACAGUCAGAUCAACAGUCAGGCGAAGAGCCCGGAUCUAAAUCCCAUUGAGCACGUCUGGGACCUGUUGUAUCGGAGGGUGCAGACUCCGGACGCAAAACCUAAACCCAUAGAGGAGGACCUGGGUGGGCAUCUGUCCGCGGUGGUGGCUCUGGCGCGGGACGUGGACCCCACUCCACCAUAG
Messenger RNA from Oncorhynchus nerka (sockeye salmon), 1107 nucleotides. Its product is annotated as circumsporozoite protein-like. The transcript is spliced from 4 exons. The record is from RefSeq and is a predicted model, not a curated record. NCBI's taxonomy places the organism in Eukaryota, Metazoa, Chordata, Actinopteri, Salmoniformes, Salmonidae. Bases 1 to 1107 code for a protein of 368 amino acids.